AUGGGACGCAGAAAGAUUGAAAUCAAGGCCAUCAAGGAUGACAGAAAUCGCUCUGUCACCUUUUUGAAGCGCAAGGGUGGUCUCUUCAAGAAAGCGCACGAGUUAUCCGUGCUUUGCUCUGUAGAUGUGGCCGUGUUCAUUUUCGGCAGUAAUAAGAAGCUCUACGAGUAUUCAUCCUGCGACAUGCGCGACCUGAUCACGCGGUACACCUAUGUAUGUUUCAAAUUCCGAUCCCCUGUCUUGGAGAGUUUGGCUAACAUGUCGCAACAGCACGGCGGUCCAAAUGAGCACAAGGGCCCAUCCGACUUCAAUGGCGGUGCCGAUGACGAGGAGGAGGAUGACGAAAACGGCACUCCACCGCAAGGAGACGGGAUGGACGCUCCAAUGCUCCAUCCUCACUUCCAGGCGCAACCUCAGUUCCCCCCACACAUCAGACACCACACUCCAUCAGCGUCACCUCCUAUUCCAAAUGGCAUGUUCGGCCCAGGGCCUCGAGGCCAUACUCCUCAGCCUCCUCAGAUGGGAUCGCGGCCAUCAUCACGCAAUGACAUCCGAAGAAUGGGACCAAUGGGUGGUCCUCAAGUUGGUCCGCAAGGCCCUCCCCCUCAGGCAGUGAACGGAUAUGCUUUCAUGCCCCAGCCAGCUAUCUACAACCCUCAUAAUGCACCCAAUAUGCCUCCUAAUGCUUCUCAUGGCCUGCCACCGCAAUAUCCUUACCCUGGCCCUCCACCGCACCCGCAACAAAUGCAACAAUUUGCCGAAGAGCGAAGAAGAUCGUCUGUUCCGCCCAACUACCCACCGCAGGCACAAGGGCCACCAGCACCGCGUCACUCAGUGUCUCCCCCUCGACCUCAGGCACCACAGCUGCCUCACCAAUUGCCAGCUCAGCUUCCUCCUCGCACUAUGCCAUCACACAUGGUCCCUAGUCCGCCGCAACCACAGAUGCAUCCCAUGCAGAGCCCACCUCAACCUCAGCAACACCUGGCCCCUCCACCAUCGCACGAACUGCCACAGAUCCGGCCACCUCCCCAGGAGCCCCAACCGCCAGCCCCUGUAGAGACCAUGGCAAAGCCUGAACUUGUCGACAGACCCCGACAGCCGCCUCUUUUGGACACCGCCAUCAAAAAGGCACCACCGCGCAAGGGUGGCAGCAUCUUUACGCCUAUUGAUGAAAACCGAUCUAUUCUCUCGCAACACUUGGCAGCAUUUCACCCAGAAAUAAAGUCGGAGCCGCAGGGCAACCGAUCGCUUUCAUUGGACAUGGGAAAGAAUGGGACCACAAACUCGCCACCACAUCUCCAACGUUCCAACACCCAAGCCCAGCCACAAAUAAAGCGAAAUGGCUCGCUAUCGUCCAUCCCCGAGACUGUGUUUACGCCACCGUCCCGGUCCAAUAGUCUGCGCAUCGGAAGCAUAUCUCGGCCACGACUAAAGGUGCAAAUCCCCGACGAGUCUGAUGGCGGGAGUGCUACGGCCGAAUCGGCAUCUCCCCGCAACACAACAACCACGACAGAUGCCACCUCACAACCCUCGAGGCGACCCGAGUCGGUUGUUCUCCCGCCCCCUUCCCCAUCCGCCUCCUCGCUCCUCUCAGCAGGCGCAACCGGCCCACCGAACCCGUUUGCCCGACCUCCUCCCGCUUCUCACCAAAACAACUCGAUGAACAUUGAUACCCCUGUUUCCGCGCUCCCAUCUCGAUUUAUGACGAAUGAGUUUCUCCCAAGUCCCAGCAGCUUUUACCCCGAGUGGAACUUUCGUGGAAGUGACAGCAACACGCUGCCCAGUCCACUAAACUUUGCUACGCCCGUGGUGAGCACCGGGCCAUCCUUUCUGAGGGACGACCCGGUCCCGCAGAAGCGGAAAAGCCCCGAGAUUAGCGGCAACGGGCACGGGCCUGAGCAACAUGCUGAUAUUGGCGGAGAUGCGAAGCGUGUAAAGGUUGAUUCUUGA
Molecule: messenger RNA, 1950 nt
Organism: Podospora anserina S mat+
Lineage: Eukaryota; Fungi; Ascomycota; Sordariomycetes; Sordariales; Podosporaceae
Exons: 2
Coding region: 1-1950 (649 amino acids)
Biological process (GO): positive regulation of transcription by RNA polymerase II
Molecular function (GO): DNA-binding transcription factor activity, RNA polymerase II-specific; protein dimerization activity; RNA polymerase II cis-regulatory region sequence-specific DNA binding
Source: RefSeq, a predicted model, not a curated record